Molecule: messenger RNA, 1363 nt
Organism: Cylicocyclus nassatus
Lineage: Eukaryota; Metazoa; Nematoda; Chromadorea; Rhabditida; Strongylidae
Source: the annotation of a GenBank genome assembly
AUGAUUCAACGGUUGCUCCCAUUAUGCUUCGCACCUUCAUUACGUUCGAAUGCACGUUCAGCUGCAGGAAAACGAGUCGUUGAUGCAUAUGAUUCGAAAGCAGAAGUCGAAAAGAAAAAUUUGCUACUUGGGAUUGCUAACACAUGUGGACCAGAAUUUGCAGCGCUUGAAAACGCUAUAUUACUUUACAAAAAAAAUCCGGCUAUGGUUCAUGAAGUUCGGGAAGCAGCGACUCCUGUACAUUUUCGGCUUUUACAGUCAAUCGGAAAUCUUCCUGGAGGGAUUCGAGUGGUCUGCAAUAUGAGAGCACAUCUUUUGCACCUAAUAAAAAACGAGGACGACAAAGCAGCCGUUUCUGCAUUCCGCCGCCUAGAAAGAUCUGCGCGGGAACUUCUUACUUUAUGGUUUUGCCAAAGUAGCUUGAAACUCGAGCGACUGACAUGGCAGUCACCAGCAGACAUCCUUCAGAAGGUUGCAGAUUACGAAGCAGUGCACCCUGUGGAGGGCGUGACAGAUAUCAAAAAACGUGUUGGCUUACAUAGGAGAUGCUUCUACUUCUCCCACGAAGCCUUGCCUAGGGAGCCUUUAGUUAUUGUCCACGUAGCCCUUUUAAACGAAAUCGCAGACAACGUACAGAAGAUUGUGGAAUGCGAUAAGGUUGACUACUUGGAGGAAGAAUGCAGCACUGCAAUCUACUAUUCCAUCAGUUCUGCUGAACCAGGUCUGAGCGGAAUUGAUCUCGGCAACAUGCUAAUCAAGAGAGUUGCCACUCGACUUCAAGGCGAGCUUCCUUCACUCAAAGUUCACUCAACCCUAUCUCCAAUUCCUGGUUUUCGCGCUUGGAUGCUUCGAUGUUUGCACAUGAAUUCGCUUUUUGGUUCCGUCAUUGAUGACAAGGUGCUAAAGCAGAUCUCACAACUCUCUGAUAAGAAAGCUACGGCAGAGGAGGCAACCCAAUUUCUCCUUGACGUUCUGACCAACCCCGAACCAUCCCGGCUGGAACCGCUAAAAGCCAUUUUGCUUCAUUGUUGUGCACACUACCUUACAGCUAGGCAACAAAAUGGAUUUGUUUUAAAUCCCGUUGCCAAUUUUCAUCUAAGGAAUGGCGCUGAGUUGUACCGGUUAAAUUGGAUGGGGGACGUCAGUACAAGAGGUUUGGAGAGCAGUCUGGGAAUAAUGGUAAACUAUAGGUAUCGACUGGAAAAGGUCCUAGAAAACAGCGUCCGCUACACUCUCGACAAACACAUCGUCAGACAUGAUAAUAUUAGCUCAAAGUUGUAAAAUGAUCUCAAUAAAUGAUUCAUGAAGAUUUCUGCGUUGCAUUAUCAGCUUACUGAAGUUCAUUUUUUCAUCAAUUUGAUCG